Messenger RNA from Hypoxylon trugodes, 756 nucleotides. RefSeq lists its product as uncharacterized. Gene Ontology annotation, molecular function: procollagen-proline 4-dioxygenase activity; iron ion binding; L-ascorbic acid binding. The transcript has a single exon. Bases 1 to 756 code for a protein of 251 amino acids. Gene Ontology annotation, cellular component: endoplasmic reticulum. Lineage: Eukaryota; Fungi; Ascomycota; Sordariomycetes; Xylariales; Hypoxylaceae. The record is from RefSeq and is a predicted model, not a curated record. Gene Ontology annotation, biological process: peptidyl-proline hydroxylation to 4-hydroxy-L-proline.
AUGGAAGCAAACGAAAGAACAACUCGGGAGUUGGCCAUACUCGCUGGUCCUACUCCAGCAUCCGUCGAGGCAAAAAUAAUCGAUUUCAACGAGACAGAAGUGAAUGAGUACGCGGGCUAUUUCGCAAUGGUCAUUGACAAUGUUUUGACACGUAAGGAGUGCGACGAUCUCCUCGGGCUCAUCAGUCCAUCCAACAACGUCGCUUGGCCUUCAGCCACAGUGACUGCCUACAACGGAUCCCAGAUCUUGGACUUGAAAUCACGUUUCUGCGACCGGAUCUUCUACACAUCUCAAGUCCUUGCUGACCAUAUUCUCGAGCGCAUACUCCCGCUUCUACCGCCUGGCAUUGUCACCCUGAAAGACGCUCCAGAUAUCACCGGCCAGAACCCUGUCAUCCGUAAAGAGACAUGGAGAAUCUGCCGACUGAGAGAUGAACUACGGUUUCUAAAGUAUGGACCCGGACACUACUUCAAGCCACAUUGUGACGGCCAAUUCGAAGACAAAGAUGGAGCAAAGAGCUUUCUCACUGUACAUCUAUACCUCAACGGAGGUAGUGAUGGCGAUGGUACAGUCGAAGGAGGAGCGAUGAGAUUUGCCGUAGAUUUCGAAGACCCCCAGGCGGGCAAAUUAAAUAUCAAUCCUAAAGCUGGGAGUCUCGUGGUAUUUCAACAAAGAGAUAUGUAUCAUGAAGGAGUGGAAGUGACUAAGGGAACCAAAUAUACCAUGAGAACCGACAUCAUGUACAAAAAGAUAUGA